GUGGGUGUUGUAAAGACUGUUUUCGAUGUGUGUAUGAAGAAUGGGGACCGCUCAUCUUGACACGACUGGAUAUCCGUCUCACUUCACCUAUAGCUCCAUGUUCUGAGGCAUCAUGAGGACGCUGGACGUAAGAGCCCGUGUACUUGUCUCUGGACAUUGGCGUGCCAGGACCCGGCGUUUGCACCCGGGGACGAAGACGCAAGAACCGGGUGGGUGGACGACGAGGGAGCUGAUUCGGAUCUUGAGAGUGGGGGGGUUGAAUGUCGAGGGCGCGGAUGGGGAGGGCUGCGCCGGCGGUUUUUGAUAGUUUGAGCUCGAUGGUGAAGAAGGGGAUGGGGGAGAUGGGCAGUGAUGGUAAUGUAAGGUGGGAUGGAAGAAGUUGUGAUUGUGUUGAUGGAUUGGGCUGAGGAGAUGUUUAUGGCUGAGUGAAGUUGUGGCUUUUUGUGUUUUGCUUGCUGAGGACAAUAAAGAUGUUGAUAAGAUGAAUUGUAGAACAUAUCGAAAUACUAUGCAUGUGUAUGUAUAAAUAUAUGGUAUGUGUUUAGGAGGAGAAGCAAGUUGAUAUGGGAGGCUUUGAUACAGUGAACCGAGACUUGAAGCUAAUUUUCUGUGAUUUAGAUUCGCUAUGCCAUUUUCAUUUCUUAAUCAACAAUCUGAAUAGCAAACAUGCCAUUUUCUUUAAAUAGAAUCCGACUUUACUAAAUCCCAUAGAUCAACCGGAGAAUAAGUCAAUGACAUGAUGUUAAUCUCUUCCAACUACCACCCAUUGCUCGUAUGCCUCCAGUCGCCGCUAAACAUUGAAAAGCACGCAUUGACCAAUGUCAGUUGAAUUGUCUCCUUUUUUUUUUCUUGUUUGGCCCAGAACCUCCAACUAAAAGGAUAGUUUAAUGACGCUUGUUUAGUUCUCGUUUGCUAGUAGCUCAUGUUUUUUUUUUUUCCAUUUUUUCUUGUACGCUUCGAACUUCUAGCGAGC
Messenger RNA from Trichoderma atroviride IMI 206040, 973 nucleotides. The record is from RefSeq and is a predicted model, not a curated record. Lineage: Eukaryota; Fungi; Ascomycota; Sordariomycetes; Hypocreales; Hypocreaceae.